GUAGGAGAAAACAAAACUAGUUAGUCAAAAUGGACUAUGAUUUUAAAGUGAAAACUGCAGCUGAAAGAGCUAAAGUUGAAGAUUUGUUUAAUUAUGAAGGAUGCAAGGUUGGCCGAGGAACUUAUGGCCAUGUAUACAAAGCUAAAAGCAAAUCAAAUGCUGAAAAUGAUAAGAAAGAAUAUGCAUUAAAACAGAUAGAAGGAACUGGUAUAUCUAUGUCAGCAUGUAGAGAAAUAGCUUUAUUACGAGAACUAAAACAUCCCAAUGUUAUCAUUCUACAAAAAGUGUUUUUAUCCCAUACUGAUAGAAAAGUUUGGUUGUUGUUUGACUAUGCAGAACAUGACUUAUGGCAUAUUAUUAAGUUUCACCGUUCAGCUAAAGCGAACAAGAAACCUGUACAUAGUUUAAGAAACAUGGUGAAAUCUCUGAUAUUUCAAAUUCUAGAUGGAAUACAUUAUUUACACGCUAACUGGGUGUUACAUAGAGAUCUGAAACCAGCUAAUAUAUUGGUGAUGGGAGAGGGACCUGAAAGAGGCAGGGUUAAAAUUGCUGAUAUGGGUUUCGCUAGAUUAUUUAAUUCACCAUUAAAACCACUAGCUGAUUUAGAUCCUGUUGUAGUAACAUUUUGGUACCGAGCCCCUGAGUUACUACUAGGUGCUCGACAUUAUUCUAAAGCUAUAGAUAUAUGGGCUAUUGGUUGUAUAUUUGCUGAAUUAUUAACAUCAGAACCUAUAUUCCACUGUCGUCAAGAAGAUAUAAAAACCAGUAAUCCUUAUCACCAUGAUCAGUUAGAUAGAAUAUUUAAUGUUAUGGGAUUUCCACAAGAAAAAGACUGGGAAGACAUCAGAAAAAUGCCAGAACAUCCAACAUUGAUGAAGGAUUUUAAACGAUCCACAUAUGGUAAUUGUAAUCUAAUGAAAUAUAUGGAGAAACAUAAAGUCAAAUCAGAUAGUAAAGCAUUUAGUAUGUUACAAAAAUUAUUAACCAUGGACCCAACUAAAAGAAUGACAUCGGAAAUGGCUUUAAAAGAUCCAUAUUUUGAAGACCCACCACCUAAUCAAGAUGUAUUUGAAGGCUAUCCUAUCCCCUAUCCUAAAAGAGAAUUUAUUAGUGAUGAUGAUAAUGAGGAUAAAUCAGAAAAUAAAAAUCAAACGAACACAAACCAAUCUGAUCAGCCUCCCCAGAAAAGAGUAAGAGUUAUGCCCCCUGUUACUACGAGUAAUAGUAAUAAUAUGGUUAGUGGUGAUUAUCAAGUAAGAAAGGCAUGCUAUUUGUCAAUUCUCUACAUCAGCUAA
This is a messenger RNA of Lottia gigantea (owl limpet), 1295 nucleotides long. RefSeq lists its product as hypothetical. Lineage: Eukaryota; Metazoa; Mollusca; Gastropoda; Lottiidae. Gene Ontology annotation, cellular component: mediator complex; nucleus. Gene Ontology annotation, biological process: protein phosphorylation. The coding region runs from base 30 to 1295 and encodes 421 amino acids. The transcript has 12 exons. Gene Ontology annotation, molecular function: cyclin-dependent protein serine/threonine kinase activity; RNA polymerase II CTD heptapeptide repeat kinase activity; ATP binding. The record is from RefSeq and is a predicted model, not a curated record.